ACACUCGAGUCUUCACCAGAACGCAGAGAAGAAAAAACACCCACAAGUCGCUGUGUUUGCUGUGAGCUGGACGCUUACGGUCCGUUUUUUGAGCUUUUGAUACCAUGGCAGUUUGGGGCCGGAGCCCGUUACUGGUGCUCAUUCCUCUGUGGAUGAGUUUUGGGACAGCUGCAGCUGGUCUGGAAGAGCCAGAGAUCUGUUACGUGCUGGAUGGCAUCCUGUUUCUGUACGGCAUCAUCCUGACAGCUCUCUACUGUAGAAUCAAGAUCAUCAAUGCUAAGCAGGCUGGAGCUGCGAAUGCAAAUGGCAAGCAGAAGGAUGAGAGCAUCUACACGGAUUUGACUCCUCAUGCCCAGGACACAUAUGAAACUAUUGGCAUGAAGAAGUGAACACAUGAGCAAAAGACAGAUGUUUUUUCUUUCAACACCUUCUUUUUUUGUAUUUAAAUAUUGCCCUGCUUACUUUUUAAGCAUAAGUGUGAAUUCGCUUUUAUAGAUUUUAUGGGAAGUUAAGAAGGAAGAAAAAUAGAGAAGUUGAGCCCAAGACGGGCAGUCUCAUAGAUGCUUCUCCUUGUUGUUGUUGUUGUAAGGUCUUGUAUUUCAGUUCCGCAUAUUUAAUGUUAUGCAUAACAUAUUUUAAAAACUGUGAUGCUUUAGACACAUUUUGUAUAGUUAAGCUCAUAAAAAAAGAAAAAAAAAUCAUGAUAAAUUGUGUGUAUAGACUGUGCAACUAACUUCCUCUUUUGUCUUUUUGGCAAAAAAGUAUUUUAGUUUUGUGCAAGAUGGUAGAGGGUAAAUAGAAUGAAAGCUGUGUUUAUGCUUUGGAGAUACUGAGAAAUAUUUCAUGGACACCACAGGAUGGCAGUGAUGAUGUCUUUAUGAGGUGCUUACCUGUCCCAAAACACACACACACACACACACACACACACACACACACACAGACACAGACACA
Centropristis striata (black sea bass) is the source of this 951-nucleotide messenger RNA. RefSeq names its product Fc epsilon receptor IgFc epsilon receptor Ig (gene fcer1g). Gene Ontology annotation, molecular function: IgE receptor activity. Gene Ontology annotation, cellular component: Fc-epsilon receptor I complex. Gene Ontology annotation, biological process: cell surface receptor signaling pathway. NCBI's taxonomy places the organism in Eukaryota, Metazoa, Chordata, Actinopteri, Perciformes, Serranidae. Bases 105 to 389 code for a protein of 94 amino acids. The record is from RefSeq and is a predicted model, not a curated record. The transcript has 5 exons.